Molecule: messenger RNA, 987 nt
Organism: Zea mays
Lineage: Eukaryota; Viridiplantae; Streptophyta; Magnoliopsida; Poales; Poaceae
Product: 50S ribosomal protein L17, chloroplastic-like
Exons: 3
Coding region: 139-768 (209 amino acids)
Biological process (GO): translation
Cellular component (GO): cytosolic large ribosomal subunit; ribosome
Molecular function (GO): structural constituent of ribosome
Source: RefSeq, marked provisional
ACCCAAUCCACAGCACGAGCGUGUCAAACGUUAUCCGGUUCAAAGCCGAGCGGCGUCUCCUCUCUCCAGCGGCUCCAGCCAAUCCGGCAAUCCCGCUCCCCCAGCUCGCUGCUCGCCCGCUCUCCUCCGCCCUCCGCCAUGGCGGCCUUCCCCUCCGCCUCCCCGUCGCCGGCGAUCUCCGCCUCGACCUGGAGCAUGGCUUCCCUCCGUACGUCCCUCCCCGCACUCCGCCCCUCCCCCGCGGGAAGGCUCCGUUCGUCGUUCUCGCCCGCGGCGGCGGCCACGGCUGCAUCGGUCGGCUGCCUCGGGUCCUUCUCCGGCCUCGCGCCCGUCUCGAAUCUCCUCUCCCUCGGCGCUGAGAACUCAAGCUUUGAGCAUCGGUUGUUUGGUAUUGAUGCCCGUGGAAGGAUAGUUGCGAUGCGACAUGGGAGACGCGUUCCUAAACUUAACAGGCCUCCGGAUCAAAGGAAAGCGCUGUUGCGUGGGCUUACCACACAGCUGCUGAAGCAUGGGAGGAUAAAGACUACAAAGCCAAGGGCAAAGGCAAUGAGGAAGUAUGUCGAGAAGAUGAUCACGUUGGCAAAGGAUGGAUCUCUUCACAAGAGGAGACAGGCUCUGGCAUUUAUUUAUGAGAAGCAUAUCGUCCAUGCCUUGUUUGCUGAGGUUGCAGACAGGUAUGGAGACCGAGAAGGUGGCUACACAAGGAUCAUCCCGACGUUCCCGAGGCGGGGAGAUAAUGCACCUAUGGCGUACAUUGAGCUUGUUUAGGAUUUUCCAUCGGUUGCUGUGGUUUCAUUGGUUGGUGCCAUGCAGGCUGAGUGGUCAUGUUUGCGCAUUGCCGUUCGGAGAUCUGUUUUUUUUUCCCUUUCCUUAUCAAGUUGUUCUGUACCAAAGUGUAGAUCACGCGUGAAAUUUGGAACUCGUCAAACUUCGUUCUGUAAUUGACAAGGCGCCAUUAUAUAAUCUGGAAAAUAAGUUCGUGGCCUC